CGUGUGAGUGGGGUAAAAAUCCUGUCUGGAUUGUGCGAGUUGCGGAACGUGUCCAAUCGCAAAAAAAUUGAUACUCUGUCCUGUGCUGUGGAAAAGUGCCCCUAAAAUUGUUGCGUAUAUUCUUUACAGUUUCUGAAGCUAAAACAAAGAAAAGCCAUGACGGACUUUGACGCUGCAUCCGCGCUCCUAAUGCUGAGCACUGGAUAUCAGCAGUACAUGAACGAGAACAACAAUGUUCACACGGUGAAGAAAUCGAAUAACUCAUCAACACCCAGCUCCGAAUGUUUCUCUCCACCAAAGAAACGCGAACGGAAGAACGGAUCACCUAAACAACGGAAGCUACAGCCAGCCCUGCGCAUAGCUUCCCUGCAUGGCAACUACAAACAGAAGGAGCUGCUCGGUCGGCUAUCGGAACCACUAAGACUGUCCGUUUCGCCACCAUCCGCGUUGGAAUCGCUGCAGUUGAAGCAAAACAACCGAAAGAUGCAGAUGCGAAUGGAGGCAUCUUCACCGGAAAUGGAAAAUUGGGAUAGCAGAAGUAAUCUGUCUCCGACACUGAACCCCCAUCAGGAAUCGUCCGGUAAAAUAAACGGUUCAAUGCUGUACACCAGCCCCGGUAUGAAUGGGUUUGCCAUGCUGUUGAAAUCGCAAAACAACCAAUACACCAGUUCACCGAAACCUCCCUCCGUGGUGACUACAUUCUUGGAUGAUAACCGUAAGAAACGGUUUCUGGACCAUCCGGUUGUAGAGGAAGGUGCAAGUGCGAUCGUCGCAGUAGCAGCAGACAAACCCGCCCGUUCGCCAUCCGAUUCGGGUGUAUCAUCCAUUCACGACGAACUGCACCAACCGCUUGUGGUGCUGCAGCGUUGGAUCAAGGAACCGGAUGUGUUGGACAGCAGUAGUAUACCGGACAGCGUGCAGGAGCAGUUGGACAACAUCAACGAAAUAUCGGCCUACAACAAGGAAAUCUUCACCAAGGCCAAGAUGGCUAACUUCCCACUGGAAAUGACGUUCAAUCCCGCAAAAUCCCGGAUGCGCAAGGAGUGCUCAAAUGAGAUUGACAACCAAGACCGCAUCAGAAACAAUGAAGCGUCGCGUCGAUCGCGCCACAAGAAGAAGCUGAUCACGCAUCUGAUGAACAUCAGUCUGGAGUUUGAUCGGGUGGAAAAUCGGCACCUGUACAUGGAGGAACGCAGGUUGCGCGAUUUGAUUCUGGAGCUGGAGGCGAAAGCACUGAGCAACGGCAUCAAUCCCAAGGUCGUGCAACAUUUGCGAUCGUCGUGCGGAUUUCAGUGAGGCUCGCAGACAGCGGACCUGAUUCACCGACCGCGGGAUGAUGGUCGGUGCGCUAACGAAGGGUUUAGAAUCCUGAUAUGCAUAUAUCACUUUGGCGAAAAAAAGGAAAAAUAGGACGAAACACAACGGCCCACCCCCUGUUUAAAGUUUUGCAUGCUUCCAGUGUGGGGGUUGUAUUUAUUGGUUUAUAGAUGUAUUUGCCGUGCUUUUAGCGUAUCGUUCAUAUAUUUUUUAUGACUAUAUAUACGUAAAUGAAUGUACCAACGAUGUGUGUAACUGAACUGUCUUAGUUAUAUAUUGUUUUAAUAAACGUAAGAGUUUACGACCUCUACA
Anopheles moucheti is the source of this 1629-nucleotide messenger RNA. RefSeq lists its product as uncharacterized. Gene Ontology annotation, molecular function: DNA-binding transcription factor activity. The record is from RefSeq and is a predicted model, not a curated record. Lineage: Eukaryota; Metazoa; Arthropoda; Insecta; Diptera; Culicidae. The coding region runs from base 157 to 1296 and encodes 379 amino acids. The transcript has 4 exons. Gene Ontology annotation, biological process: regulation of DNA-templated transcription.